This is a messenger RNA of Menidia menidia (Atlantic silverside), 1276 nucleotides long. Lineage: Eukaryota; Metazoa; Chordata; Actinopteri; Atheriniformes; Atherinopsidae. The record is from the annotation of a GenBank genome assembly.
UUAUAAUGUUUUAGCUGUAAAAUUAGCGGAUACUUGUUUGAACCGGCCGCGUGGUUCCUAGUUUCUGCCGGAAUCGCUCUCGUCGGGUCCUUCUGGUUCCGUGUCUGGGAGGAGCACGGCGGUGUGAUUUCCAGGGAGUUAACUUUGCCAAAAUGCAGGACCCAAACGAAGACACAGAGUGGAAUGACAUCCUCAGGAAAAAAGGGAUUCUUCCUCCCAAAGAGAUUCCCAAAGAGGAGGAAGAGGAGGACGUGACCCUCCAGCAGCAGUCUGUUGUUAAGACCUACGAGAGCAUGACUCUGGAGGAGCUGGAGGAGAACGAAGACGAGUUCAGCGAGGACGACGAGGCGGCCAUCGAGAUGUACAGACAGAAACGUUUGGCCGAGUGGAAGGCGACCCAGAUGAAGAACGUGUUCGGGGAGAUGACGGAAAUCUCCGGGCAGGACUACAUCCAGGAGGUCAACAAGGCCGGGGAAGGCAUCUGGGUGGUGCUGCACCUCUACAAGCCCGGCAUCCCUCUGUGCACCCUCAUCAACCAGCACCUCGGCUCGCUGGCCAGGAAGUUCCCCCAGACCAAGUUCCUCAAGUCCAUCUCCACCACCUGCAUCGCCAACUACCCCGACCGCAACCUGCCCACCAUCUUCGUGUACUUCGAGGGGGAGAUGAAGGCCCAGUUCAUCGGCCCGCUGGUGUUCGGGGGCAUGAACCUCAAAGUUGAAGAGCUGGAGUGGCGGCUGUCGGAGAGCGGGGCGGUGAAGACCGACCUGGAGGAAAACCCCCGGAAGCAGAUCGAGGACAAGCUGAUGUCGUCCAUCAGGGGCUCGCUGCCGGCGCGGGGGGGGGGCGGCUCCGAGGACGAGGACGACUAACCGGGACCGGGACCAGAGACCCCCCAUCAACCCGCUCCCACCUUUUAAAAACCGUCUGAGCUGGUGGGCGGAGCCAAAGGGCAGCUGGAGGCCUCAGGGAAGGGAAUAACACAUAUCACCCCCCCCCACAAACCCCCCCAAACCUCUAAUGGCCGCCUCACAGCAAAGCGGCCGGACAGCCAGACUCUCGUCCUUUUAUCGAUUAAAAACACCAAACCGUCUCCUUCCAAAACCAUCAAAGACAAACAUUUACUUUUUUUUUUAUUACGUCACAUGGUCAUUAUGUCACAGAAUGUACAGGUGCUGUAAAGUCUGCUUUGAUUAAAGGUGCCACGACAAAAAGCUCCCUUUUCGGAUUUUUUUCUGUUCGGGGAAGUCGGCUAAAGCAGUGUUUUUCAACCACUGUG